CAGAGAGACACAACUCACAAGUCAUCGUCACUCAUGUUUCGUGUCAUCCAACCUACACAAUAAAGAGAAAGACACGGAUAUACGACAUCGCAUGCAAUAUCCAAAACUUAAGUUCACAAUCUUAGUGCGCUUUACAUCCUUAACCUUGUUCUCAACUCCUCACACCUCAGAUCAGAUCCCUAAAAUAUUUAUCCUCAAAUCCCUUUUUACUAUUAUAUAUUUCUGCACCCAAUAGAUCGUUUGUGCUACAACUGUGAUUAAGGAUUUUGGAUUGGUCUUUGGUUAAGUUUCACUUUCAGGAAUUGAAUUUCAGAGAUUUUUUUGACAAUGGCAACGAAUUCUUCUAAUGGAGAGCACCAAACAACAACAAAGCAACCUCCCCUGCCAUCUCCUUUGCGAUUUUCCAAGUUCUUUCAGUCCAAUAUGAGAAUUUUGGUCACUGGAGGAGCUGGAUUUAUUGGCUCUCACCUAGUUGACAGGCUGAUGGAAAAUGAAAAAAACGAGGUAAUUGUUGCUGAUAACUUCUUUACUGGAUCUAAAGACAACCUUAGAAAAUGGAUUGGUCAUCCAAGAUUUGAGUUAAUUCGUCAUGAUGUCACAGAGCAACUGUUGGUUGAGGUUGAUCAGAUCUACCAUCUUGCAUGCCCUGCUUCUCCGAUUUUCUACAAAUACAAUCCUGUAAAGACAAUAAAGACAAAUGUAAUUGGAACAUUGAACAUGCUUGGGCUUGCAAAGCGGGUGGGAGCAAGGAUUUUACUUACAUCUACUUCAGAAGUAUAUGGGGACCCUCUUGUGCAUCCACAACCAGAAAGCUAUUGGGGCAAUGUUAACCCUAUUGGGGUUCGGAGCUGCUAUGAUGAGGGCAAGCGUGUGGCAGAAACUUUGAUGUUUGAUUAUCAUAGGCAGCAUGGAAUAGAAAUACGCAUUGCCAGAAUCUUUAACACAUAUGGACCACGCAUGAAUAUUGAUGAUGGGCGUGUUGUCAGCAACUUUAUUGCUCAAGCAAUUCGUGGUGAGCACCUAACAGUCCAACUUCCAGGAACACAAACUCGCAGCUUCUGCUAUGUCUCUGACAUGGUUGAUGGCCUUAUACGACUUAUGGAAGGGGAACACACUGGUCCUAUCAACAUUGGGAACCCAGGUGAGUUCACAAUGAUUGAACUUGCUGAGAAUGUGAAGGAGCUUAUUAAUCCAAAUGUGGAGAUAAAGAUGGUGGAGAACACUCCAGAUGAUCCUAGGCAAAGAAAACCAGACAUAACAAAAGCAAGGGAAUUGCUUGGAUGGGAACCAAAGGUCAAGUUGCGCGAUGGCCUUCCUCUUAUGGAAGAGGAUUUCCGUCUAAGGCUUGGGGUUCCCAAAAAGAACUAACUCAACUUGGUUUUGCUCCUUCAUUUCAUUUCAUAAUGGAUAUUUGGGUAAUAGUUGGGAUGAGUUUGUCAGUAUUAAGAUAUUUCAAAUUGAGCAUUAUGGUGAGAAAGGUUGGGGGUUGCUUCAAAUCUGUUGCGUUGUUUUUUUUCCCUCUCCCCCUUUACCCUUUUAUAUUUCAUUUUAUGUUAUUCUUGGCCAUGUAAUGGCAGAGAAUAUAUCAUAUAUGAUUGCUUGUCACUCCAAAUUUUCCUCUUGGGAAUGUAUUGAGUCGAAUUUUCUUAUAAAAGUAGCGCCUUU
Gastrolobium bilobum is the source of this 1665-nucleotide messenger RNA. Its product is annotated as UDP-glucuronic acid decarboxylase 6. Gene Ontology annotation, biological process: D-xylose metabolic process. The record is from RefSeq and is a predicted model, not a curated record. Bases 328 to 1368 code for a protein of 346 amino acids. Gene Ontology annotation, molecular function: UDP-glucuronate decarboxylase activity; NAD+ binding. The transcript has 14 exons. Gene Ontology annotation, cellular component: cytoplasm. NCBI's taxonomy places the organism in Eukaryota, Viridiplantae, Streptophyta, Magnoliopsida, Fabales, Fabaceae.